Molecule: messenger RNA, 1369 nt
Organism: Drosophila virilis
Lineage: Eukaryota; Metazoa; Arthropoda; Insecta; Diptera; Drosophilidae
Gene: Ldsdh1
Product: Lipid droplet subset dehydrogenase 1
Cellular component (GO): lipid droplet
Molecular function (GO): oxidoreductase activity, acting on the CH-OH group of donors, NAD or NADP as acceptor
Source: RefSeq, a predicted model, not a curated record
CGAAUUCGUUAACAGGCGCUAACGGUUUGGGUUCCCGAAACGCAGCUGCCCCCCGCCCGAAAAAAAUAACAAAAUUGAAAAUACCAUAGACCAAGGGGCACUACGAGAUCCUUGAAUACACGAAAGAAGUCAACAAAAUGUCAAGACCCAAUCAAAGCAACAACAACAACAGCCGCAAUGGCAACGGAAAUGGCGCCGUUGGCCAGAACAAUGAUGUCUACAACAUUGUGCUGCUGAUCGUGGACAUUGUUGUCUUGCUGAUCAAAUUCUGGCUAUCGAUUGCCGAGGAGAUCAUCAAGGUGUUCACCAGCCGGCCGCAGAGCGAUGUCAGCGGCCAGUUUGUGCUGAUCACGGGCGCCGGCCAUGGCAUGGGCAAGGAGAUGGCGCUACAGUAUGCCGCCAUUGGUGCCAAGGUCAUCUGCUGGGAUGUCAACGAGCAAACGAACGCGCAGACGGUCAAGGAUAUCAAGCAGGCGGGCGGCACCGCUUACGGUUAUGUGUGUAAUGUGGUCAAGCGUGAGGAUAUUAUUGAGCUGGCCGGCAGAAUGCGCAAGGAGCAUGGCUUUAUAAGCGUUGUGGUCAACAAUGCUGGCAUUAUGCCCUGCCAUCCGCUGCUGGAGCACACCGAACAGGAGACGCGCCUCAUGUACGACAUCAAUGUGCUCGCUCACUUCUGGAUCAUCCAGGCCUUUCUGCCCGACAUGAUUGAGCGCAACGAGGGCAGCUUUGUGGCCCUCUCAUCCUGCGCCGGACUCUUUGGCCUGCCCAAUCUGGUGCCCUACUGCGGCACCAAAUUUGCCGUGCGCGGCUAUAUGGCUGCCCUGGCCGAGGAGCUGCGCCAAAAGAAUCCACAGAACAAUAUCAAGCUGACCACCAUAUAUCCGUAUAUGAUCGAUACGGGUCUGUGCAAGAAUCCGCGCUAUCGCUUUCCGAAUUUGUUCAAGCUGAUUGCGCCCCAGGCGGCGGCUGCCUCCAUCAUUGAGGCUCAGCGUCAGGGCCUGGAGGAGGCGUCCAUACCGCGCCACUAUGUGACCGUCGAGAAGCUGGCUCGUCUUAUACCCAAAAAGGCAUUGCGACUGAUCAACGAUUUUCUCGAUACGGGCGUUGAUACCGACAAGAUCUAAGCCGUAAACCAAAAACAAAAAAUAAGAAAAGGAAAACAAAACCCCGGAGCUUCCAAUGAUUAUUUUAGGUCUCAACAGCUUUAACGUUUUAUUUUCGCAAAUUUGUUUUUUUUUUUUUUUUUCUACUUUCUCUGUGGAUCUUGAGAGUACUUCUAUGCUAACCUACUUAUUUGUACACGAUGUGAAUUAAGCAAGCUUAAAGGUUGUUACUUAAUAAACAAAUAACUAUACGAUGUUAAACUUAA